Molecule: messenger RNA, 1146 nt
Organism: Aspergillus calidoustus
Lineage: Eukaryota; Fungi; Ascomycota; Eurotiomycetes; Eurotiales; Aspergillaceae
Source: the annotation of a GenBank genome assembly
AUGGGCAAGAUUGUGCUUAUGGAGUACUUUCGAGUACCUCCUCGGUGGCUCUUUGUGAAAAUCACAGAUGACACGGGUUCCUUUGGAUGGGGCGAAGCGUCCCUCGAGGGUCACACUGGUGCAGUGGAAGGGUGUCUGGACGGCUGGUUCGAGAGGUACAAGGGGCUAGACGCAGACGACAUUGAGAAUAUUUGGCAGCUCUCGUGGCGCGGCAGCUUCUACCGCGGAGGACCGGUCUUUAUGAGUGCUCUAUCAGGCAUCGACAUUGCCCUGUGGGACUUGAAAGCCAAGAAGCUUGGGGUGCCGAUAUACCACCUACUGGGGGGCAAGGUCAGGGAGAAGAUCCGAGUAUACGCUUGGGUUGGGGGAGACCGGCCAACAGAAGUUGAAGCUCAAACCCGAGAACGCAUAAACCAGGGAUUUCACGCCGUCAAGAUGAAUGGUACGGGGGACACGGCCUGGCUUGACUCACCAUCGGUACUUGCAGAGGUCGUUAAGCGGCUCAAAGCUGUCAAAGCACUGGGAGUUGAUGUUGCCGUCGACUUUCAUGGGCGAGUUCAUAGGCCCAUGGCCAAGCAGCUUGCAAGACUGUUGGAGCCGCUUGAACCACUUUUCAUUGAGGAGCCCCUACUUGGGGAACAUAUUGGAGCGAUAAAACAGGUCUCAGAACUGACUACGGUUCCACUUGCGCUCGGGGAGCGCUUGUAUAGUCGCUGGGAUGUACGGCCAUUCUUGGAGGCAGGGUGUGUAGAUAUACUGCAGCCUGAUAUCUGCCAUGUUGGUGGCAUCUCCGAACUGCGACGCAUUGCGGCCAUGUGCGAGACUUACGAUGUGGGCGUUGCACCACAUUGCCCUUUAGGACCCAUCGCCCUCGCCGCCAACAUGCAGGUCAAUGCAACGUUGGCUAAUUUUGCCAUACAGGAAAUGGGGCUUGGAAUGCACUAUAACAACACUGGACAGGACAUCACGAGCUAUAUCAAACACCCCGAGGUUUGGAAAGUGCGAGACGGAUAUGUUGACGUACUGGCUGGGCCGGGGCUGGGGAUUGAGAUUGACGAGCUGGAAGUGAGGAGGCUGUCUAGGGAUGCAAAGCCAUGGCCCACUCCAGAGUUUCGCGGGCCUUGUGGCGAGCUACGGGAGUGGUGA